CAACCCCAUUGCACUGGACAAAGACUUCAUUUCCUGAUACCAUUCCCACCCCUCUCUUUCUCUUUCUCUUUCUUUCUCUCUUUCUCUCCAGUUUCCCUUCAUUUCAAUUUCUCAUACUAUUCUUCUACCUCUUUCAACUCUUUCUUCCUUCUUCUGCUUGUUUUAUGGACAAAGGAUGGGGACUCACCCUUGACACCUCUUCCUCGCAAUCUCUCUCAUUAUUCCCUUCCAAACAGCCUUCCACUUCUUUCUCCAAACUCACCAGCGACACCAUGUUCCCUCUCCUCGGAUUCCCCGUCAACCUUAGCCGCCCCGCUGCCAAGGACGACGAACACAACCGCAAAGUCGUCGGUGAAGUCGACUUCUUCUCUGAUAGAAUCACCAAACCAACCUCCCCACCCUCCCACGACCAACACGUUAAACCCAACAUCGUCAAGAAGGAAAUUGUUGAAACACCUCUCCACGUUAAUACUGGUUUACAACUCCUUACUGCUAACACCGGGAGUGACCAAUCGACCGUCGAUGAUGGGGUUUCAUCGGAUGCAGAAGAUAAGCGAGCCAAAACCACCGAGCUUGCACAGAUGCAAGUGGAGCUUCAACGCAUGAACGAAGAGAACAAGAAGCUGAAAGAGAUGCUGAGCCAUGUUACCGGUAACUACACGGCCUUGCAGAUGCAUCUCAUGACAUUAAUGCAUCAGAACCAGCGCACAGAGAACACAGAAAAUGAGGUUGUUCAGGGAAAGGCGGAUGAUAAAAAUCAUGCUGUUGGUGGAGGAAAGGUUCCAAGACAGUUCCUUGAUAUAGGUCCCAGUGGCGCAGCCGAAGCAGAUGACCAAGUGUCUGACUCUUCCUCCGAUGAGAGAACACGAUCGAGCACACCUCAGAACAAUAACAUUGAAGUUGGAACAAGAGACGGUGUGAGAAAUGUUAAUGCCAAAAGAGAGUUGGGUAGGGAAGAGAGCCCAGAGUCAGAAUCCCAAGGUUGGGGUCCUAAUAAGCUUCAGAAAGUUAACCCUUCCAGUGCUAUCGAUCAGUCCACUACAGAAGCCACAAUGAGAAAAGCUCGUGUCUCAGUUCGUGCUCGAUCAGAAGCUCCCAUGAUAAGCGAUGGGUGCCAAUGGCGAAAAUAUGGACAAAAAAUGGCCAAGGGGAACCCAUGUCCUCGAGCAUAUUAUAGAUGCACUAUGGCAGUUGGUUGCCCAGUUCGCAAACAAGUUCAACGUUGUGCUGAGGAUAGAACGAUUUUGGUUACAACUUAUGAAGGUACACAUAACCAUCCACUGCCACCUGCCGCUAUGGCCAUGGCGUCAACCACUACAGCUGCUGCUAGCAUGUUACUGUCAGGGUCAAUGUCCAGUGCAGAUGGAAUUAUGAACCCCAAUUUGCUAGCUAGAGCAAUCAUUCCUUGCAAUUCUAGCAUGGCAACACUAUCAGCUUCAGCACCAUUUCCAACUGUGACUUUGGACCUCACACAUAACCCGAACCCGUUGCAAUUUCAGAGACCAGCUACCCCAUUCCAAGUGCCCUUCCUUCAAGGGCAGCCUCAGAACUUUGGAUCCGGAGCCACCCCGAUUGCACAAGCACAAGCACUUUAUAAUCAAUCAAAAUUCUCUGGUCUUCAACUAUCUCAGGAAGUAGGUUCUUCCCAGUUGGCUGCACAAGCUUCUAGACCACCCUUACAGUCUAGCCAGCAACCCUCGCCGGCUGAUACAGUCAGUGCUGCCGCGGCCGCUAUCACCUCCAAUCCAAACUUCACCGCCGUCCUCGCCGCCGCAAUCUCCUCUAUCAUAGGCGGUGCUCAUGAUGCAAACAAUAACACCAAUAACAACAACAGCACAAGCAGGACUACCAUCAGCAGCUUUUCAGGAAACUGAACCUUUUUCCUCAUCGUUCCAUUUUUUGGUUAAUACUAUUAUUCCAUAAACUUUGUAUUUUUGUACAUGGGUAUAAGGGAAAAUGACACCGUAAAUGUUCAUAUUCUUAUUAGACCAUGUCAUGGGAGGGAGGGAUAUAUUAGAUCAGAAAAUGUUUAAUUUAUUUGUACCAUUUCUUUUCCUUUGAAUAAUGUUGUAUAUUUGAUUCAAAAA
Molecule: messenger RNA, 2087 nt
Organism: Vigna angularis (adzuki bean)
Lineage: Eukaryota; Viridiplantae; Streptophyta; Magnoliopsida; Fabales; Fabaceae
Product: probable WRKY transcription factor 31
Exons: 6
Coding region: 165-1874 (569 amino acids)
Biological process (GO): regulation of DNA-templated transcription
Molecular function (GO): sequence-specific DNA binding; DNA-binding transcription factor activity
Source: RefSeq, a predicted model, not a curated record